Messenger RNA from Suricata suricatta (meerkat), 1295 nucleotides. It is a transcript of the gene ARL14, whose product is annotated as ADP ribosylation factor like GTPase 14. The transcript has a single exon. Gene Ontology annotation, molecular function: GTP binding; GTPase activity. Gene Ontology annotation, biological process: intracellular protein transport; vesicle-mediated transport. Bases 226 to 804 code for a protein of 192 amino acids. Gene Ontology annotation, cellular component: cytoplasm. NCBI's taxonomy places the organism in Eukaryota, Metazoa, Chordata, Mammalia, Carnivora, Herpestidae. The record is from RefSeq and is a predicted model, not a curated record.
ACACCAGACUCCUCAGGAUUGGCUGGGACUGCAAAUAAAAUGCUGUUUGCCUAGAGUCAAGUUGAUAAGCUUCAACAUAAAUGCACACAAAUUCCCAGUCUUAAAAUAUAACAUGAAGCAUUUGCUAUCUUCUUUCCGCCUAUUAUUUUCAUGUGAGACCUGGAGAAUAAACGUUUCCUUGCCCAAAAGAAAAGUUCUUUGAAGAGAAGAAAAAAAACUCUUAAGAUGGGUCUACUGAGUUCUAAAAACCCCAAAACCAAGCAAGCCCAGAUUCUCCUUCUGGGACUUGACUCAGCUGGGAAGUCUACCCUCCUUUACAAGCUGAAGCUUACUGAGGAUAUCGUGACCAUCCCAACAAUAGGUUUCAACGUGGAGAUGAUCGAAUUGGAAAACAGUCUUUCGCUCACGGUCUGGGAUAUUGGAGGACAGGAGAAAAUGAGAACCGUGUGGGAGCACUACUGUGAGAACACGGACGGGCUGAUGUAUGUCGUGGAUAGUACGGACAAACAGCGGCUAGAAGACUCCAGGAGAGAGCUGAAGCACAUUUUGAAGAAUGAGCACAUGAAAAAUGUGCCUAUCAUUUUAUUAGCUAACAAACAAGAUGUGCCUGGAGCUCUGUCUGCCGAGGACGUCACCAGAAUGUUCCGAGUGAAGAAGCUGUGCAGUGACAGGAGCUGGUAUGUGCAGCCCUGCUGUGCCGUCACAGGGGAUGGGCUGAUGGAGGGGCUCAGGAAACUGACUGGAUUUGUGAAAAGCCACAUGAAAUCAAGAGGAGACACCUUGGCAUUUUUCAAGCAGAACUGAGGUCCAAACAGUGAGAGAGUUGGUGGCGAAGUUAAAAGGGUAAUUUUCUUUUUCAAUGCUGAGUGAGAAAAGCAAGUUGCUGAGUUAGCACACUUUUCCUAAGAUAUGUUAUUUCACCUGAAUUCAGCUAAAUAACUUAGAAUCAUAUCUAGAAAAUAUUAUUUUUGGCCAGGCAUGUUAGUGAACUUUGUGGUAAUGAUAAUUGAGAAUGAAAAUUUUAUAAUUUUGUGCAUGUUGGAUGAAUCAGAAUAAUCAUGUUUGGGACCAAAUAAACUACCAUUUUAUUAUUUUUAUAUGACUACUAGAACAAAGUUUAUGUAUAAUGCUGAUAGGGUCAGAAUUCUUUCAGAUUGUUUCCAGCUGUUACAGUCUUGAAUUUCUACCAUGCUCCUAUGGAAUAGCAAGCAAAAAAUAAACUUUAAAUUAUGGGAAAAAGUUUGAUGUUAACAUUUUGUAAAUCUCUAUGCCCUAAAUAAAGUUUUUUUUUUUUC